Molecule: messenger RNA, 1340 nt
Organism: Cuscuta epithymum
Lineage: Eukaryota; Viridiplantae; Streptophyta; Magnoliopsida; Solanales; Convolvulaceae
Source: the annotation of a GenBank genome assembly
AUUUACAUCACUCUUAGCGUUUCAAAAUUAAUUAAACACAAAUGGCUUCCCUCCAUUGUCAACUGCCUAGUGCUACGAGUCUCGACCCUAGGUUGAUCAGAUCUUUAGAAAAGGGACUGGACGAGUGGAGGAGAAUAAUACAGGACCCUAAAUCUCAAGAAAAGAAAAGUUGGACUCAGUUCGCUGGAGGCUCAUGUGGUUGUUCAUACAACUUGUUGAACAAUAAUGGGUAUCAGGAUUAUUAUUCAUACUAUACUGAAUAUGAUGAAGAUUGCUUUCCAAGAGUGAAUGGUGCAAGGAAUAAUGUGUUUGUCAGUAUGGCAAAAACACAAGAAGGGUCAUUGGAACUUCAAAAUCUGGUUAAGUAUGGAACUCCAAUGGAUAGGCAAGAAGUUCUUGAUGGGAUCCUUAGAGGGAUUUUUGAGGUGAUAAUAGACCAAUAUGGCCAUGUUCUCAUCCAUAGACUACUUGAUUUUUGUGAUUCCAAGCAGCUGGAGACCAUCUUUUUCAAUCUCAUAUCAAACAAGGAGCAAUUUAUCAACACUUCUCUUGUGAAAUACGGGUCAAGUGCACUACAACACUUUAUCAAGAGACUAAAAAAGACUGGGUUGGGACAGUUUAUUACGAUCAUUCUAUCCGUGAGAUUUGUGGAGCUAAUGACAAGCCAGUUUGGUAGAUAUGUUGUUCAAGAGUGCUUUUACACCUUCAAGGCUGAAGAAAAUAAGGUCCUAUACAACUGUGCAAUCCAUUACUUCAAAGAGGUGGCUACAACAAUAUAUGGAUGUUAUUCUUUGAAUGUUUGCCUCGGUUGUAUUGGUGGUGACCAGAGACUUCAAUUACUUGAAAACGUUGCAGAGAAAUCACAAUUUUUAGCUAAUGAUCCUUAUGGGAAUCAAGUUGUACAAGAAGCGUUGAUGCUUAAAAAUGAAGAGAUUACGCAGAAAAUAUGUGAUCGCCUCAAGAGGAGUUACAUUCAUCUGGCUCUUAAAAAGAGUGGGCAUAAUGUUGUUGAGAAAUGCAUUCAAACAUCGCACUAUGGAUUGAAGUCGGUGGUUGAGUGUAUCUUGAGCAGCGAAAAGACUUUUUUGCUUCUAGCCUGUGAUCGCUUUGGGAAUCAAGUCAUCCAAACAGCUAUUAAGAUUGCAAAGAUAGAUAAUAUCGAGCUUUAUCAAUCUCUUCUUGCGGUCCUCAAAGCACAAUGUUUGACUCUUUCUCAUCACACAUUUGGGAAGUACCUAUACCGUCAUGUAGAAGAUUUAGACACCAACAUGGGAGAAGAUUAAUCUGAUUUUGACAUCUUUGUAUUGUUUGAAAUACGAGCCCCAAGACCCCUAUUUGCA